Messenger RNA from Cladocopium goreaui, 1086 nucleotides. NCBI's taxonomy places the organism in Eukaryota, Dinophyceae, Suessiales, Symbiodiniaceae. The record is from the annotation of a GenBank genome assembly.
GACCUGCGACACCUUCGGCUUUCAACAUCCCAGGUGCAGCGCAUGGGUUUGGCAGUGGACCUUCAUCUAUCGUCCCGAGAUCCCUCCAACGAAUCCGGCACUGAGCUGAGUGAAGCCACGGUGGUGUCUGGUGACGCUGGUGAAGUUUUCUGCCAGGUUCGCUAUCAGGUCUUGGGAGAGAAGAAUGAUGGUCCAUGCGUCCUUAUGCUGCAUGGCCUGCUGGUGAACGCAGACCAUUGGCGACAGAAUCUUCCGCCUUUGGCAGAGGCGGGGCUGAGGGUGUAUGCCUUGGACUUGUUGGGCAAUGGCUACACCGACAAGUUGGAUCCCGUCUCCCAGGAGGCGGCCAGCAUCAAUGGCGAAAGAAAUCGAGAUCUUCGAGACGUAGAGACCAACUUGGUCCUGGGACAAGGUGUGCGAAAGAAGGUCUUUGCGGCUCGGUAUGAAGGGAAGGUUGGCAAGAUUGAGCCGUUCCUCAAGGACAUCCUUUGGGAUCGGUGCCCGGCGCUAAGCGAGAUGAGUUUCGACGGUCCUAUCAAAGUAGAACUUUUGGAAGGUGACAUGCUGACAUCGAGAAUUAUUAUGGCCGUGGAUGAAACGACGCAUCCAGCUGCAUCGCCAGAGCUUUGCCUGCAAGCUGCCAUCGACCGGCCUGAGCAAAUUCAGGGAUUGCUGUUGGUCAACCCGCGAUUGGGCACUGGUCGGUUUCACGUGAAACUCUUGGAGCAUCUUCGAACGGUGGGCGGGCCGGUGAUUUCUGGCGUGCAGAGCAUCCUGCGGGUGGGGAAGCUGCUGUACGACCUGCUAAAGAGCGAGUCCUCGGUCACAGAGAUCCUGAAGGAACCGUACUACAACACCUCCCAGGUGACCUCAGAGUUGGUGCAAGUGCUGCGCGCCCCUCUGCUGCUGGAGGGCGCUUUGGAAUCGACCCUGGUGACUUGGACAGCUCGGGACUUUUGUCUGCUGGGGACAACGCGAUCCCUGGACGCCUUUGCCAAGAGUUCUGGGAUUGGAAGAAUUUUCGGCCGUGAAGAAACUCGUGGAGUUGUGAACGAUUUGAUCUUAGCAUUUGUACAGAACCUGUCA